Molecule: messenger RNA, 1234 nt
Organism: Daldinia loculata
Lineage: Eukaryota; Fungi; Ascomycota; Sordariomycetes; Xylariales; Hypoxylaceae
Exons: 2
Coding region: 137-643 (168 amino acids)
Source: RefSeq, a predicted model, not a curated record
CGAGGCGAUCACUAAUUCGGGCUAGUUAGUGCAGAACAACCCCGCUUCACAGGUGUCACCUAGUCGAGCCUAAUUGUCACUAAACAACUUCAAAAACGUAGCGAAUCGUUCAUAGUUAGCUACUUCUAUUAUCAGCAUGCCGGCUAUACGAAAGAUAGUAGGUCCCAGAGGCAGUGGGUUUUGGAGUUCUUUCGAUCCAAACGACAACAGACUAGUAGCAGAAGCUCUAAAGGAGGAGUUCCAACGGUCGGAGCCGGCCCGUGAUAUCCACUACGCCCACAGCGGGCCCGAUCACCUCCCUCCUAACAUACUCAACCUCAAAAUUAAAUUUCAUUGCCUUCACGAUUGCCUGAUAUUUUUACUCCGCGGCGUAAUUUUCAUUGAUGGACAAGGGGCGAUCAUUGAACCUGGCUACGCAUAUGUCGUCAAGGACGAGGAAUGGAUAGGGCUUGGCGGAAACACUACUGUAUUUGUCAUGGAGGAAGGAGAGAUGAAGGGAAUCUGUGCCCAAAAGCUAAGAGAAAAGCAAGAGAAGUAUUGGGCAGAGAAGGAAGCUGCAAAGAGAAAACAAAAUAGGCCGUGGAACAGGGUGUUGACCAAAUUUCGCCGAAGGGAACCAGAAGUGCAAUGUGCGACACAAUAAGCUUGGGGGGGGGGUCCCGGAUUGGCAUAACCGCACCAUCAACGAUUUGGAAGUGUAGGAGAGGCGAUCACCAUCGAUCAACGGAUAGAGAGUCCUCCAGGAAGCCCAAGGGCGUGGAGAUGAAUAGUCGCGUCUUCUUUUCUUGUGUACUAGGGGAUAUAUCAACGGAGUUCAGGCAAAUCUUGUGAAGUCAUCAGUAGUAUCUGAGAUAUGGAGGGAUGGAGCAGAUGAAGUACGAGAUAAAUGUCGCUCGCUAGUGGAUAUACAGUUAGUGAUGACUCUAUUGUAACCCCACGGUCCUUUUGUGCCUCAGAAAAUAGAUAGAGCAUCUCCAUUGCAAACUAAGUACUAAUUAGCUAUGGUCUGCAUGCUUCAAGCUAAAUAGCCGUUGGAUCGAUACAGUACUAUUUUGGCUUUUUGAGAACGAAUCUGCGAGUAGGUUUGCUCGCCAGGGGCGCCGGCUACGUGCUCAAUCACGGACAUCCAUGGACUUCCGGAGGCGUUGCUUGGAGUAGUAUCUGUAAAAGACCACCGAGUAAAGCAGGAUCGCGAUACACUCGAGAACAACUUCAAUGAGGCAGCACACCAAGG